Molecule: messenger RNA, 1115 nt
Organism: Amaranthus tricolor (Joseph's coat)
Lineage: Eukaryota; Viridiplantae; Streptophyta; Magnoliopsida; Caryophyllales; Amaranthaceae
Exons: 3
Coding region: 446-907 (153 amino acids)
Source: RefSeq, a predicted model, not a curated record
GACUCAUCCACUUUUGGGUAUUUUGCAAACUUGCUCUAUCUUCCAUCUAUGAUCUAAGUAUCUAUUUAUCAUAAUCACUAAAUUAACCAAGUAAAUACUAGGGUCUAGGAGUAGUAUAAGAAUCUUAAUCGCCGCCCUUUCAAUUUUAUUAGCAGCUUUUCAACCCACAAGCAAAAUCCCCAAAAGUUGAAAUUAAAUUUAAUUACUCAAAAGAAUCAAAAGUAAAAGUAUACAAAACUUCACUUGCUAAGUAAAUCCAAUCCAAUCAAUGAAAGCAACAUUCCAAAGUUUCUACAAGAAGCCACUUGGGUUCCCCACCUUGUAGCUUCUCCAGGCUUUCUUCUCCUCAAAACCAUCCAACACAAAAAGCUUUUUUCCCACAGAUUUUUGGGUUCCCCAUUAAUGUCAAGUUCUUAGUUUUAAAUUAAAAGAAAAUAUUAUAAAAAUGGUGGGUAUUUUUUCUAGGUUUACUGGCAGCAAAACUGGGCAUAGAAGAACUCAAAGUGCACUUGAUGAGAGGGAGGUCGCGCUUCAGAAUCCUCAGGACACUGAAUCAGAUGUUGCACAAUCAGUUAUUGUUCAUGGUAUUGAAGUAGCUGUAGAAUUCAAACCUGUUGAACACCCAAUCGAACCUCUUGAUAGUGAUAAGCCAGUUCAGUGUCCAUUGCCAGAACCUUCCAUUUUAAAUGAUGGUAGAAUAUGGAAGGAGCGGGUUUCUGCAGCAAACGUAAUGAGAAGAACUGACUUGCCUCUUAUGAAAGAAGGGUCAACAGGUGAUUCCGAAGCAGCUACUGAGACAAGAUCACGGCCUCCUUUGCCAAACCGCAUGAUACUGCCAUCGAUAAGUGCACCUGAACAUAAUCUUGUUAAUUUGUUAGAAGAAUGCAAAUCCUCAGGGAUUAUAUGAAGUUGAUUAUACGAAGUUCUAUAUAAUGCUAUGUACACUCGAAUUUACUUGCGGUUUUUAUAUAUUUUGAAUUUCUACACGGAAGUGGCGACUAUGAUUUCACAUCGUAUGUGAAGGAUUGGUUUGUUGCAACCGCCCAUGUUAAUUCUCGUGCCGAUAUGUUAAACAAGUAUACAAGUGCGUAAUGAAAAUGUGAUUAACGUUUGUA